AUGGAUAUGAGUGGUGAUCGUCUUCGCGUUGUCGCCAAUGGUGUUCCAAGAACCAGAACUUUCCACUAUUUCUGGUGCCAAACUUGCCAGCGCGCUGUCAGAAUCCCCUCCUCUGCAAACCCUAAUUUCUCUUUCUGCCCCUUUUGCUCCCGUCAAUUACACCUCGAACUCGAUAUCACGAGGCCCAGGCUUCUCAUGAAUAAUCCUCCUAAUUUGCAGCCUUCACCUGCCGCUCAAUUGAUCAACGGAUUGGCUCUCAUUCUGGAUCCAUCCAUGAGAGAGCGAAACACUCGAUUCGAUCGAACAAUUCGAUGGACUGAAGAAACCGAAGAAGGACCGAAUUCUCAGACCUGGAUGACUCUCCGAUUCGUGAGACCAACUCGUCCACAACUACACCUUCCCGGAGCCACCGAAGAAAACAGGCCGCCUCCGGCAGCAGACUCCGCCAUCGAAGGGUUGCCGACGGUGAAAGUGACGGAAACACAAUUGGCGACCGAUCCGAAUUGCGCGAUUUGCAAAGACGAGUUUCAGAUUGAUAUGGAAGUGAAGGAGUUACCGUGCAAGCAUUUCUAUCAUUCGGAUUGUAUUACUCCUUGGCUUCGCAUUCACAAUACGUGUCCUAUCUGCCGCCAUGAGCUGCGAAGUGCUUCAUCUUCUUCUUCAUAUUCAAAUUUCCGUCAAGAUUUCUCACAUUUCGACUAUCGAUAUGGAUUUAGGUUUGAAGAUGCUACAGAAGGUUUGAACUGGAUUUGGAGCCAGCUUGUUUCGUUCCGACCUGUGCGUGCAAUUGUAGAAUGGGCUGAGAGAUUUUUGUUUGAUUUCCCGGAAAAUCAUGAUCGAGGAGGUGGCCCGUGGUGGCGCUCAUUGUUCAUGUUAUAGUCUGAUAUCAUCUGAUCUCAUGCGUUAAACUUGUUUCAUUCAUAUGGCUGCAACAAGAAGUUGAAGCAGCAGUUGAGGCA
This is a messenger RNA of Neltuma alba, 959 nucleotides long. RefSeq names its product E3 ubiquitin-protein ligase RING1-like. Gene Ontology annotation, cellular component: cytoplasm. The transcript has 3 exons. Gene Ontology annotation, molecular function: ubiquitin protein ligase activity. Lineage: Eukaryota; Viridiplantae; Streptophyta; Magnoliopsida; Fabales; Fabaceae. The coding region runs from base 1 to 879 and encodes 292 amino acids. The record is from RefSeq and is a predicted model, not a curated record. Gene Ontology annotation, biological process: protein ubiquitination.